Messenger RNA from Cuscuta campestris, 3838 nucleotides. The record is from the annotation of a GenBank genome assembly. Lineage: Eukaryota; Viridiplantae; Streptophyta; Magnoliopsida; Solanales; Convolvulaceae.
CUCUCUCUCUCUCUCGCAAAACCCUCACUUUUUCGCUCUCAGAAUCCAUCGCUUUAUGGCUCCAACUGAUAACGAUCGCCGCUUACUAGCAUGAUCUCCCCGAUUCAGCUCGUUGAAUUGGAUUGGUUUCUUGAAAUCUCAUCUUGAAAUCGUAAUUUUCUGCGGGGAAAAGUGGGAUUUCUGCGAGUUUUUUCGAGCUUUUUUCCCGAUGAAUUCAAUGGAUUUCUAGAGCUUGAAUUUUUAGUUUCGGAAAAGUUUUGUUUUGGUCGUUUGGAUUUCUCGUAGUAUUUUGUGUGUGUGUGUGUGUAUUUGUUUUCCCAAUGAUCACUGAUAGCUAUUCGAAGAUGUUAUCUGAAGUUGGAAUGCGAUCAAUGCUUGCCGGCGGCGGCGAUUAUCGCGAGGAGCUAGAGUUGAUGCUGAGAGAGCAGAGUCGGCAGGUAGAGGAAGCGAAUGAUCGAGAGCGAGAGCUCAGUAUUUACAGGAGCGGCUCGGCCCCACCUACGGUGGAAGGAUCGUUGAGCGCGUUUGGUGGUAUUUUAGGCGCAGGGGGAGGUAAUUUUAAUGGAGUUUCGGAGGAGGAACUGAGGUCUGAUCCUGCAUACAUUUCUUAUUACUACUCCAACGUGAAUCUAAACCCCCGGCUCCCCCCGCCUCUGUUGUCCAAGGAGGACUGGCGAUCUGCACAGCGGCUUCAAGGCGCCGGAGCGAGUAACGGCGGUGGAGGAGGUGGGAGUCAGCUAUCACUAGGUGGGAUUGGAGACAGGCGUAGGGUAAGUAUGGGGGGCGGCGUAGCAGCCAGAGAGAAGUCUUUGUUUUCUGCGCAGAUGGGGUUCAGUGGAAAAAAUGAAGAAAAUGGAACUGAAUCCCCCAAGGACUGGGGUUCAAAUGGAUUGAUUGGAUUGCCCGGAUUGGGUUCGGGAAGCAGGCAGAAGAGCAUAGCCGAAAUGAUUCAGGAUGAUAUAAGUUACAGAAAGUCUACUUCAAGACAUCCAUCUCGACCUGCCAGCUGUGCACUCAAUGAUUUCAGUGAGUCUUCUGACCCUCAGUUUACUGAUCUCCAACAUGAACUGCCAUCUUUCGAUGCAUUGCAAAACAUUGGCUCAUCUUGCUCUCAUGCUUAUGCUUCUGCUGGAGGCUCUUCACUCUCAAGAAGUACUACCCCAGACCCUCAACUUAUUGCUAGAGCUCCCAGCCCACGACUUCUGCCGGUUGGGUCUGGGACAAAAGGUUCACCCGAAAAGCUAAAUGUCAUAAAUUCAUGUGCUGCUGUUGAUGCCUCACACGGUAUGGAUGAGCCUGCAGAUUUAGUUGCUGCCUUGUCUGGCAUGGGCCUCUCUGAUAAUAAUAUAGUUCAUGAAGAAGACCACCUAAAGCCUCUAAGGAAUUUAAAGCAUCGAAUCCAUCAUGAAACUCAUAAACAGCAGAACUUGCACAUGCAGAAUGGAAAGAAUCAUAUUAGGCAACACUCUCUCUUGAGUAAGCCUGGUGCUCUCCCCGCUGGUUCACACUUGAUAGGCUCCUAUACACAAACUCUUGGUAAUAGUCCUGGAAGCUCGCCAACUCAGCUUCCGCAGGUUGAAAGUCCAAACUCAAUGCCUUUUGGAUAUGGGAUGGGGAGUUAUGGCUUGAAUCCUUCAUCACCAUCUAUGUUGGAAAACCAAUUUGAAAGUGAUCAUUUGCCUUAUUUAUCUGAUGAUGGUGUUGCUGGAACAGCAAGGAGUGCAUCUAGAAUUGACUCACUAUCAAUGGGAGGUAGCUUGAGUUUGGGACCUAAUUUAUUAGCAGCUUCUGAAAUGCAAAAUCUCUAUAGACUUAGGAAUUCCAACUCGGGGAUUUCUAUGCAAAAUCCCAUGACAGAUCCACAUUAUCUUCAGUACUUGCAAUCGACUGAGCUUUCUGAUGGUGGCCUAACAGCUUUUAACAAUCCAACUAUUAACAGGGAAUCUCUGCGCAAUUCUUACAUGGGGUUUCUCGAAAUUCAGAAAGCUCACUUGGGAUCACUUGCUUCACAAAAACCACAGUAUGACUUUUCAAGCUUUAACAAAACCUGUGCCCUAAAUCACGCCUACUAUGGAAAUCCAACACUUGGUGUUGGUAUGUCGUACCCUGGAAGCCCUUUGGCAGGUUCUAUUCUUCCGAAUUCUCCUUUUGGACCAGGUAGUCCGGUAAGGUAUGGUGGAAGAAAUGUUCAUUUUGGAUCAGGCAUGCAGAACUUAGGUGCUGGCGUUAUGGGGGCCUGGCACUCUGAUUCAGCUUCUUACCUGGGGCAGAGUUAUGCAUCCUCAUUAUUAGACGAGUUCAAGAGCAGUAAAACUAAAUGUUUAGAGUUACUGGAGAUUGAUGGUCAUGUUGUUGAAUUUAGUGCUGAUCAAUAUGGAAGCCGGUUCAUUCAGCAAAAGCUUGAGACUGCUACUGUUGAGGAGAAAAACAUGGUCUUCCAUGAAAUUUUGCCACAUGCUCUUAUCCUAAUGACUGAUGUGUUCGGCAAUUAUGUGAUCCAGAAGUUUUUUGAGCAUGGAAGUGCUGCUCAGAUAAGAGAACUGGCUGACAAGCUCACAGGCCAUGUUCUCAACCUUAGUCUUCAAAUGUAUGGCUGCCGAGUUAUCCAAAAGGCAAUAGAGGUUGUUGAGUUGGACCAAAAGACAAGAAUGGUUUCAGAGCUUGAUGGACACAUUAUGCGCUGUGUACGUGAUCAGAAUGGGAAUCAUGUUAUCCAGAAGUGUAUAGAAUGUGUUCCAGACGAUAACAUUCAGUUUAUCGUUACUACCUUCUAUGACCAAGUAGUGACAUUAUCCACCCAUCCUUAUGGGUGUAGGGUUAUACAGAGAGUUCUUGAGCAUUGCCACCGUGCUGAAACGCAAGACAUUGUAAUGCGUGAGGUUUUGCAAUCUGUCAGUAUGUUGGCUCAAGAUCAAUAUGGGAAUUAUGUUGUUCAGCAUGUAUUGGAGCAUGGAAAGCCAGAUGAGCGUUCCUCUAUAAUAAAUACGCUGAAGGGAAAAAUAGUUCAGAUGAGCCAGCAGAAAUUUGCCUCUAAUGUUGUGGAAAAAUGCCUAACUUUUGGUACUCCUGAAGAGCGCCAGACCUUGGUAAAUGAGAUGCUGGGGUCUCCUGAUGAAAAUGAACCUCUUCAGAUAAUGAUGAAAGACCAAUUUGCAAACUAUGUUGUACAGAAAGUGCUGGAGACUUGUGAUGACCAGCAACUUGAACUCAUCCUAAACCGAGUAAAAGACCACUUGAACGCCUUGAAGAAAUACACUUACGGGAAGCAUAUUGUUGCCCGUGUGGAGAAACUUGUUGCAGCCGGAGAGAGGAGGAUCGGUAUUCUGUCUUCGUAUUCUGCAUAGGCGGCAUAUAAAAAGGUCAAAAGGAAUCUGUACAGUUAACUGAGGCUAGUGUGACUCUCCUCUCUUCUUUUUUUUCACUGUGUCCAGCUUUAGCCAUUUGUCUCGUAAGAUAAGGUGGCUAAGCGAACUACAGAAAUAAAAGCUUCUACUGGUUGUACUUACAAACAUGUAAAUUUGGUAGUUUGAGUAUAUUACUUUAUCUAGAGAAUCAGGUUAAGGCUCCCAUGGUAAAACGUUUUUACUGAUGCCAUUGUGUGGAGAGAGAAGUAUACUAUGAAGUUGACUGUGCAAGUUUGAAGAGUGUACAGAGAAGGGUAAAAGAAAAAAGAAAGUUAGCCUGUGACUGUAAAAUGUUGCCAUGUGCAGAGCCAGUGGUUUCUAGGAAUAGCUGAGUUUACUGAUGUACGGAAUUGUAACAAUUCUCCCUCUGUUUUUAUUUGUUUAUUUAUAAUGGAACGUUCACUCUUUGCGUGCUAUAAAAUCUGUUAUAACUU